AUGAAAAUUGCUAGAAAAGUCGAGGAAGAUUUCAUUGUUAAAGACAACAAUAACAAAGAUGAUGCUCAGCCUAAAGUUAACCGUCAUCUCGAAGAUUUCUUGUUUAAUCAACAUGACGGAGAGUUCUGGAUCAAGGUAAUUUUUUAGGUGAAUAAGAGGAUGAUCACAUAUCGAUACCAACAUUUCAAAAAAUAAAAAAAAAUAACCUUAACCUUACAGAUGGCCAUCCGGAUAUAAUUAUCGUUCACUUCAAUUAUCCUUUUCAUCCUCCCUUCGGAUGAAAAACUAUUGCGGAAAUGUUUUCUCAGCUGUAGAGCGACAGUUUUUAAUCCUAGUGACAAACUUUGAAUGAAUGUACGGUUACUUUACAAUGUCAUGAAGGAAAGAACUAGCAAUGUAUUACUUUUCAUAGUGAACAUGUCGGUGGAUCAGAGAACUGAGCCUUAUAACCAAUUAAUUCUAUCAACUCCGAUUGGUAGGUUAGUCAGAAGCAGUGUAAAGGACUGUUGUGGAACAGAGCUAUGGACGAAGUCCAAGUUGAACAACUGAUUCAGAAUUACAAGGUUAACGGAGAAAUUUUUGGUGAGGACCCAGCCCUGGUGAUGUUGAAAAUUUGGCCAACAUCCAAACAGUACAAAGAUAAUCCCGAUAAACUACCAAGCCUUGAAAAACUGGUAUGUUAAUUUAUUGUAAUGAUUAAAACGACUUGCGUUGUUUGUUUCACUAUUACAGUGUGCUAGAGAAAUGCUUGAGAAAUGUAUUGCGAGGUUCACCAGUUGGUAUAUCCAGAGUCGUAAAUUUAGGAUCGAUACUUUGUGAUGCUAUAAGAAAUUCGUUAAAUAGGACUGUUUUACAGUAAAUUUUACACGUGCAUAUUUAUGGUCAUUUAUGUCCGUGGUGUCUCAGCUUGAGGUAGAAAUACCUAUUUAUCAACUCCAUGGGAGGGAAAGUGGACUUCUGCUCUCAGAUUACCAAGGAAAUCAUUGUUAUUCAUAAAUAAAGAUAGUACCGAUUGAACUUGUUAUUGUUUUAUUAAUUUUUAUGUUUAGUAAUACUUUUUUGUAAGUACAACACAUUGAUGAACUAUUCAAUGGAUCCUUACUAAUUUGAAACCAAGAUCUAGAAAAAUGUGCAUGUCACAUUGCAGAUAAACAGGUUCCUAAACAUUUUGUUAGAGAGUGAACUGAACUUGGCUAAUAGAUAUGACACAUUCAGAGAUGUGAACGACAAGGCGAAGAAGACUUUGCUACAUUAUGCUGCAGAACUUGGAUUUUUACAAGUCACCAAAACACUUGUGAAGAGAUGUCCAUCAUUGCUAUCCAUGAAAACAAAACGACCUAGGUCAACAAGAGCCAUGUUUCCAGUUGAAAUGGCUUUAUUGGCUGAGAAAGAUGAGGUGGCAGCAUUUCUCGUUAGAAUGAUGUGGCAUGAAAGGUAUAGAUAAAAUGUAUUACAUGGAUUCAUCAAAUGAUAGAGGGCUUGAUUUGAAGAAUUUUUUAUCAAUGAUACUUUUUAACUAUAGUCUGAUCUAAGAUGUUGGCCUGUAUAUUUUUAUAGAGGUUGUGACUCUAAAUGUAAUCUGAGUGAAUAAUUUGGUUCGAAUUGUAUUGAUUGUGAUAACAGAUUUGUCUAGUAGCAACUCAUGAAAGUUAUAUUUUUCUUUGGAUUUAUGUCUAUAAGUAGUUAAUACAUCUUCAACAAUUGGAGAGACUCCCUUUCUUCUCUUAUUGGCCUCCAGCCAAAGUAGCUUUAUAAAAAGACACUUGAAAAGGCCUGUGAAGGCAAAAAAAUACCUCAAAUGAGUUGAUCAACUUUCAUUUAACUUUAUUGAGAUAUUCAUACCAAGAUGUAAUUUAGAUCUGCAAUUUUCAGACCAUUACUCAUAACCUUCAUAGAUUCUGUUAAUCUCAUUUCAACAAUUAUUAACCAUGAACAUGUAGUGUGGUCUUCUUGUGAUCAGAUCAAAAAAAUCUGCAGGAAAUAAUUAUGUUGCAUGAGAAAAUCUGUUUAAACUUUAAUUCCAGAGUCCAAAGUUUGUUUUCAUGGAGACCAGGUGAUAUGACAGAACCUCAACCAUCUUUCUUCAGUUUUAAGUUUAUCAUUGAAAAUCCUAAAAUGAAGGUGAGAAAUUUAUAUUUUUUGCAUUAAUAGGAAACAUAGGUUAGAAUAAUUCCCUGUUGAAAAGGUGGUGCUAUAUCUGUGAUAGAAAAGAUUUAUGGUCGGUAUGUUACAGGUAAACAUUCAAAAUCACUCAUUUGUCAAAUGUGUGAUUUCAAAAACUUGCCUACUUGCCAACAUCUGGCCAUCAUUUGCAGGGCUGCUAAUGUAAGGAGGACUUUGUGGCAAGUUACAAAAACUUUUCCUUUAGAGACUAAUGAAAAUUGCUAAGGCUUUCAGCUAGAUGGCUGAUAAAGGAAGUGGGAGAGAGAGAGACUUAUUGGAGAUUUAUUAGAGAAAAUUCCAAUAGAGAAGGGGGUGGAUGUAUAACAAUUUUUGAAUUCAUUGUUCUAUAUACAUGCAAUGUUUAAAUUUUAGGAUUAUCUUGUAUUCUUUGUUUCUGUGUGGUAUAUAUCUUCUGAGCAGAAAACGACCUUGGCUCUGCUAGAUCAGAUGGUGAAUCCUCAUUGGCCACAUCUUCCAAAACGUAAGGAAAGUUACAAAAAUGAACUCGAGAAAGAAGGAAUUGAAGGAGCUUGGAGGACAAUCACAGAUGAUCCUGUAGAUUAUCACUUUUAUUAUCAUAUCUUGGAUGGUGAUGAGGGAGGACGGUCCCCAAAGCUUACAACCCUUGAUGGAGAAAAGCAAACAAACAACAAACAUUUCAACUGGAGAGACAGGUCUUGUUUACAUUUGAUUGCAAAGAGCAAAAACAAGGUAAAGUUACAAACUUGCAAAUCUACUCUCUUGCCUACUCUUGGUAUUAGAUUAUGAGAAAUGGUGACAGCAUUGACAGCAACCAUGUUAAAUUUUCAUUUUGAUCUGUAAUGUAUUGGAACUAUUACAAAAAUAUGAGCAUGGCAUAAUCAAAAAUAAAAUAUGAAUAUCAAAAAUUGUCUUUUUGCUGUACUUGUAUCAUAUUUUACAUUUGUUCUUUAAAAAACACUGCCUGAUUUUCAUUUUUAGGAGGCCUUACAACAUCCUGUGGUUAGAAUGUUGGUGAAAACAAAAUGGAAAAGUUAUGGACACUUUUUUCUGAGGUAUACUUUGUACAUGUUUGUAUAGAGAGAUGAACACUUAGAAAUUAAACUAAACAAAGGGGAAACAUUGAGGGAGAUGCGUCCACUGAAACAGAAAAGUUAUAACAACAAUGAGCCAAGUCAAAUCAAAUAAUGGCAUAAUUUACUAUCACCACCUUUUCCCAAAUUUUUUCCACAGCCUUCAAGCAGCAUUGUAUGUGAUCUUCUUGCUGUGUUUGUCAUAUUCUCUGCUGAGGGCUUCCACAGCAGUGGAUCCCACUCAGUAUGGGGGUGAAGCUGAUUCACUGCGUGGUUUUUGUGAGAUUUUCACCCUACUUAUGGUGGUCUUUUACAUAUCUGAAGAAAUUAAUCAAAUGAGAUUGUAA
Molecule: messenger RNA, 3562 nt
Organism: Pocillopora meandrina
Lineage: Eukaryota; Metazoa; Cnidaria; Anthozoa; Scleractinia; Pocilloporidae
Source: the annotation of a GenBank genome assembly